AAUUCCCAAUUGUAGAUGUAGAAUGUCUAACUCGUUUUUAUUGGUUGUAAUCUUGUUACUAAUAGUCAAAGUCCUUUUCGUAUGUUUGCAAUAUCAAAGAUGCUCUUCGAGCUCAUUGAAAAAAAAAAUAGUUUGCAUCAAUUAAAAUAUCAAAACUGAAUAACUAUUCGUACUGAAAUAACCAACAUAUCCACACAAUGGCAAAAGGGAAAAAGGGUGCUUCAAAUAGAGUAGCAGCUCAGCUUCUUGAAUCAUCAGUGGCUCCAAUAUUAGACAUCAAAUAUGAAGAUCCUUUGUUUACUAUGGCAUUACAUCCUUCCAAAUCAAUUUUGGUAACUGGAUUAGCCACGGGACAUAUCUUCUGUGAAACUUAUAAUUCAACAGCUUUACAAGAACUUCAACAACAAAAGAGAGAAGAAAUUGAAUCAAAUGGUUCUGCCACUUUCGCCACUAGCAAAGUUUAUAAAUAUACUAAAUCAAUCUCCCAACUGAAAAGUAAAUGGUGGCUUCAAAAAGAUAAUAGUGAAGAAGACCUUAGUGGUAAUGUGGUCAGAAAUUGGUCAACCAAGAGACAUAAGGGAUCAUGCAGACAUAUUAUCUUUGAACAAUUACAAAGCACUGUCGGAGAGUAUGUUUAUUCAAUAGGGACGGAUAAUGUCAUUAAGAAAGCACAAAUCAUUAAUGGUAAAGUAGUAGCUAAAGUAGAUACCACUCAAGAUUUCACAGAUCCUAAAGAUCAUAUUAAUAAACUUUGUCAUUCCACCACUCAUUCAUUCUUAUUAGCCGGUACUGAAACCGGUAAUGUUUUAAUAUACGAUACUAAAUCAAAUGGUUUAAAAAGAUCAGAUUAUAAAAUUUUCCAAGCUAAUGAUGAUCAAAUAAAUCAAAUCUUACCUAUGCCUGAUGUUUCAGCCUAUCAUUAUCUCACCAUUGGAUCAACUACAUUAAGUCAUAUUGAUAUCAGAAAGGGGAUAAUCACUCAAUCUGAAAAUCAAGAAGAUGAAUUAUUAUCAAUGUGUUACCCAUCAAACGAUACGAAGAAUGAUGAAGUAAUAGUAGGUCAUGGUGAAGGUAUUGUUACUAUUUGGAAGAAUUCUAAGAAUAGAUUCGCUGAUCAAUUAACUCGUAUUAAAAUAAACAAAGAAUGUUCUAUUGAAAGUAUGGUACCAACUUAUAAUCAAGAUGAUGAUGAGUUAGCUAAUUCUAUUUGGUGUGGUGAUUCUGAUGGAUUAUUACAUCGUAUUAAUUAUAAACAAGGAAAGAUAGGUGAAGUAAGAGUUCAUUCAGCUGGUAAUGGAUUAGGUGAUGAAGUCGAAGCUUUGGAUAUUGAUUUUGAAUAUAGAUUGGUUAGUGCUAGUAUGGGAAAUUUGAAGAUCUGGUCUAAUGAAGAUAUUGAAGCCGGCGAGGAAGAAGAAGAAGAAGAUGAUGAUGACGAAGACGAUGAUGAUAGUGAUGUGGGUGGUAAUGGUGACGAUGAUGAUGUUGAAGCUGGAUCAGAUAGUGAUAGCUUUGAUAGUGAUGAUGCUAGUGAUGUUUCUUUGGCCGAUGCUUACGAUGAUAAGUCAGAUGAAGAUGAUGAGGAUGAAGAAGGUGAUAAAGACGAGGACGAAGAAGAAGGGGAAGGAGAAGAAAACGACGACGAAGAGAAAGAAGAGGACGAAGAAGAAGAAGAAGAGAAACAAGAAAUAGCUGCCAUCGUAAGAAGGAAGAGAACUGAUAUAAGUCAAAUCUUAGCACCAUCCAAAAAGACAAAGAUAGUUGACUUGAACAAAAGUACUAAACCUGAUCCAAUAGAAGAUGAACCAGUAGAAGAUGAAGCAGAAGAAUCUAUUCCAAUAAGUAAUAAAAAAGCUAAAGCAGAGAAAGUUUCAGCUAAACAAUUGAAAAACAUGCAAAAGCAUGAACACGGUAUUAGAAAGUUUGAAGGUUUAUAGAUUAUAGAUUUUAAAAUAUACGCUCUAAACAUAAAUG
This is a messenger RNA of Scheffersomyces coipomensis, 1971 nucleotides long. It is a transcript of the gene JIP5, whose product is annotated as Jip5p. The transcript has a single exon. Gene Ontology annotation, cellular component: nucleolus. Gene Ontology annotation, molecular function: protein binding. Bases 198 to 1934 code for a protein of 578 amino acids. Gene Ontology annotation, biological process: rRNA processing; positive regulation of transcription by RNA polymerase I. The record is from RefSeq and is a predicted model, not a curated record. NCBI's taxonomy places the organism in Eukaryota, Fungi, Ascomycota, Pichiomycetes, Serinales, Debaryomycetaceae.